CCUGCAGCUGGUUAAGCGGGGGCUUAGCGUCAUCCAAUCCAAUUCCAACAAGACCCGACCGAGCCCAACUCGACCGGACUAUCAUCAAGGGCCAGUUGCAGUUAGCUCGAAGACUCUGAAAUGGCAACCGCCUGGGCGCUUCAUCGUUGCUCUUCCUUAGCCUACCAACGCGCCGCUUUUGCGUCUACUGUUAUCUCAGGGAGAACCCAGGGAAUAACGGUAUCAAGUCCAAGCGGUGUCGGCGGUUUUAGGGCAUGGAAAUCGAUUUGUCUCGCCAGAAAUUACUGCUACUCUCCCACCAGCACCGACACCGCAGUCGUGGUUGCAAAUGACGACAAGUACGGUAAAAAACAGAUCAUCAGCCUCACUCCUCGCCUUUACGAUUAUAUUCUCUCCAACGUUCGGGAGCCGGAGAUUUUGCGGCAACUGCGAGAGGAGACUGCUACUUUUCGUGGCAGCCAGAUGCAGGUAUCUCCUGAUCAGGCACAGCUGCUUGCCAUGCUUGUGCAGAUAAUUGGUGCGCAACGGUGUAUUGAAGUCGGUGUUUAUACUGGGUACUCAUCGUUGGCAGUUGCUUUGGUGCUACCGGAAUCAGGUUGUUUGGUUGCCUGUGAAAGAGAUGCCAAUUCUCUUGAUGUUGCAAAAAGGUACUACGAGAGAGCUGGUGUAUCACACAAGGUCAAUGUGAAGCAUGGAAUGGCGGCAGACAUUUUAAGUUCUCUGAUUAUGAAUGGUGAAGCUUCCAGCUAUGAUUUUGCAUUUGUUGAUGCUGAGAAGAGAAUGAAUCAGGAGUAUUUUGAAUUACUACUGCAGCUGGUGAGGGUUGGGGGUGUCAUAGUAAUCGACAAUGUCCUUUGGCAUGGAAAAGUUGCAGAUCCAUUGGUAAAUGAUGCUAAGACUGUCAGCAUCAGGAAUUUCAAUAAAACCAUCACGGAGGACAAGCGUGUAAGCAUCAGUAUGGUACCCAUAGGAGAUGGCAUGAUGAUCUGCUGCAAAAGAUGACCUUGUUACUAGUUUAAUCCACUUGAGUCAGCAGCUGAUUCCACUUGCUUUAAGAUUUUUCUGUGUUGCAAAGUUUAAGAAGGAUAUAUAUUCACAAUGCCAUGAAAAUGCAUAGCGCCAGCAUAUUGGUUUAAAACAUUUGAGUACGGAGUUGUUGCAAUGACGACCUGGUCUAGCAGUAAAAUUUGAAGGUGACUGAAACUUAGAAUGCGAUCCUGAAAUUAAUAUGCAAUCUGGUAUAUGCUGCUCAAAUUUUGUGUUCCCACUCACAACAAUGGGUGAUGAUCAUGCUGGUGAACAUUGUACAAUUGAUUGUCACAACAGAUUUAACAUGGAAGUUUUAUUGUUCAAGCUGGGUUUUUGUACAUUAGAAGUUUCUUUCUUUGAUUCAUUGUGCCUUGUUAGGUACAACAAUACUCUUUUCUUGUGGUCUAAGCUAGGCGAACAAAGCAUUGUCACCGUGCUUGAAAGAAUAUUCAGUUUAAGUGAUGUUAAAUGUUGUC
This is a messenger RNA of Hevea brasiliensis (rubber tree), 1505 nucleotides long. RefSeq lists its product as uncharacterized. The record is from RefSeq and is a predicted model, not a curated record. Lineage: Eukaryota; Viridiplantae; Streptophyta; Magnoliopsida; Malpighiales; Euphorbiaceae. Bases 121 to 1002 code for a protein of 293 amino acids. The transcript is spliced from 9 exons. Gene Ontology annotation, molecular function: O-methyltransferase activity; S-adenosylmethionine-dependent methyltransferase activity.